This is a messenger RNA of Staurois parvus, 241 nucleotides long. The record is from the annotation of a GenBank genome assembly. Lineage: Eukaryota; Metazoa; Chordata; Amphibia; Anura; Ranidae.
CAGUACUAGAGAGGAGCUUAUACAACUGUGGAGUUCUGGAGUUCACAGGUGUAGUACUUACCAGGGGCAGACAGGGGCGGACUGACAACUCAUGGGGGCAAUAGGGGAUCAUGGGGCCCCUGUGUCCUUGCCCAAACUCAAAAAAGCCUAUGAAAAAGGUACAAAGGAGCAUCUCAUGGGGCCCCCUACUGACCCCGGGCCCUCGGGCAGUACCCUAGUUUCCAAAUGGUCAGUCCGCCCC